GCUGGUAUUUCUGCUGCCUCAAAUGUCAUUGUCGCUAAUAACAAAAACUUUGAUGAUAUUGUUUACAAAUCAGGUAAGAACUCAUUAGUGGAAUUUUAUGCAUCAUGGUGUGGACAUUGUAAGAAUUUAGCACCAGUUUAUGAUGAAUUAUCAGAUGUUUAUUCAAAGACCAAAGAUGUUCAAAUUGUAAAGAUUGAAUGUGAUGAAAAUAGAGCAACUUGUCAACAAUUUGGUAUUAAAGGAUUCCCAACUUUGAAAUUUUUCAAAAAAGGUGUUGAUACCCCUGUUGAAUAUGAAGGUGGCCGUGAUUUAGAUUCUUUUAUCAAAUUCAUUGGUGAGAAUACUGAUUCUUAUGUUUACAUUCCAAAAGUCCAAUCAAAUAUUGUUCAAGUUUCUGAUUUGGAUUUUGAUAAAACUUUAUUAGAAAGUGGAAAGAACGUUUUCGUUGUAUUUACAGCAUCAUGGUGUGGUCAUUGUAAAAAUUUACAUCCAACUUGGGAAAAAUUGGCAGAUUUGUUUGCAAAUGAUAAAGAUGUUAUCAUUGCAGAAGUUUCUACCACUGAUUCACCUGCUGAAGAAUUACAAGAAAGAUAUGGUAUAAGUGGAUUCCCAACUAUUUUAACAUUUGAAGCCAAUUCUAAAAAUCAUAUUCCUUUUGACUCUUCAAGAAAUUUAGAAGGUUUAGUUGAUUGGGUUAAUAAACAUACUGGAAUUCAUAGAAGUGUUGAUGGUGGAUUAUUACCAAAUGCUGGACGUAUUGAAGAAUUGGAUUCUCAAAUUACACAAUUGAUUAAAAGUGCACCAACUAAGGCAAAUGAAUUAGCCACUGAUAUUUUAAGUUCAAUUAAAGAUGGUGAAAGUAAAUCAAGUGAUUAUUAUAGAAAAUUAUUAAAUAAGAUCAUUAAUGGUGAAGAAUCAUUUUUCGAUAAAGAAAUUAAAAGAAUUUCUAAAAUUUUAUCAAAUAGUAAAAAUUUAUCAAAAGAUAAGAUUGAUAAUUUACAACAAAGAUUAAACAUUUUACAAGUUUUC
This is a messenger RNA of Hansenula anomala, 1029 nucleotides long. RefSeq lists its product as uncharacterized. Gene Ontology annotation, cellular component: endoplasmic reticulum. The record is from RefSeq and is a predicted model, not a curated record. Gene Ontology annotation, biological process: protein folding. The annotation marks the transcript as partial. NCBI's taxonomy places the organism in Eukaryota, Fungi, Ascomycota, Saccharomycetes, Phaffomycetales, Wickerhamomycetaceae. The transcript has a single exon. Gene Ontology annotation, molecular function: protein disulfide isomerase activity.